Abrus precatorius (Indian licorice) is the source of this 1402-nucleotide messenger RNA. Its product is annotated as GATA transcription factor 28. The coding region runs from base 245 to 1159 and encodes 304 amino acids. The record is from RefSeq and is a predicted model, not a curated record. Gene Ontology annotation, biological process: regulation of DNA-templated transcription. NCBI's taxonomy places the organism in Eukaryota, Viridiplantae, Streptophyta, Magnoliopsida, Fabales, Fabaceae. The transcript is spliced from 8 exons. Gene Ontology annotation, molecular function: protein binding; sequence-specific DNA binding; zinc ion binding.
CUGGUGUCUCCUGUGUGUCCCUGAUCUCAUUCAUUCCUAAUCAUCGCCUUUCGUUACCGACCCAUUUUAACUCUCUUUUUCGUGAUACAUUUUGGCCGUUACUCUCUCCAUUUUCAUCUUUCUCACUUCUUCAGUUCUCGUCACCUUAUCCCAAACCUUUUUCUGUUGCUUUUCGCCUCUUGUGCAGAUCAACAACUCAUACAACCUUCAAUUGCAUACCCUGUACCUUGGCUCUUCCUGUAGCAUGGAUGGUAUUCAUGGGGGUGACUCUCGGAUACACAUCAGUGAUGGACAGCAUCCUAUGCAUGUGCCAUAUGUGCAAGAGCAUGAGCACCAUGGAUUGCACCAUAUGAGCAAUGGGAAUGGGAUUGAGGAUGAUCCAAACGAUGGCGGUGAUACUAACUGUGGGGGAAGUGAUAGUGUGGAAGGUGAAGUCCCAUCCAACCAUGGAAAUCUCUCUGACAACCACACUGUAAUGAUGGAUCAAGGGAGUGAUGGUGGGGAUCAGCUUACAUUAUCUUUUCAGGGCCAGGUUUAUGUCUUUGAUUCUGUGUCGCCAGAAAAGGUUCAAGCUGUACUACUGUUACUGGGAGGCCGUGAAAUACCUCCAACUGUGCCUGCCAUCCCAGUAUCUCCUCACCAUAACAACCGGGGAUUUUCUGGUACUCCCCAAAAGUUCAGUGUCCCUCAGAGAUUAGCUUCAUUGAUUAGAUUUCGUGAAAAGCGGAAGGAAAGAAAUUUUGACAAAAAAAUUCGAUAUAAUGUUCGUAAAGAAGUAGCUUUAAGGAUGCAAAGGAAUAAAGGUCAGUUUACAUCUUCGAAGUCCAAUCAAGAUGAAUCGGCAACAGCUGCAACAAAUUGGGGAACAAAUGAAAACUGGACCUCAGACAAUAAUGGAUCCCAGCAGCAAGAUAUUGUUUGUAGGCACUGUGGCAUCAGUGAGAAAUGCACACCAAUGAUGCGACGUGGGCCUGAAGGGCCAAGAACCCUCUGCAAUGCUUGUGGACUUAUGUGGGCAAAUAAGGGAACCCUGAGGGACCUAUCAAGGGCAGCACCCAUAUCUGGACAUAAUUCCUCUUUAAACAAGAAUGAGAAUAAAAAUUUAGAGGCCAAUCAGAUAGUCCACAGAGUUGCUGGAGAUGCUGAUGAUUCGUCUUGAUACGCCUUAUAUUUAGACAGCAUGGAGAGCAAUUCCAUAAAAUAAGGGUAAUAGGAGACUGCUUCCCUUUGAUGAGAAAUUAUGAAAGGGCUGAUUCUACCACGCUUUUGGUGAAAAUGUUUAAAUGAGCAUUCUGUAUUUUAUUUCAUACAUUAGUGAAAAGUCAUGUAUUAUUGCCCUGUGACAGCUAGUUCUUUCUGGAGAUUUUGAUUUAUUUUGGGUAUGAUGAACAGCUUCAAUGCA